Centropristis striata (black sea bass) is the source of this 5226-nucleotide messenger RNA. Its product is annotated as E3 ubiquitin-protein ligase RNF19A-like. Gene Ontology annotation, molecular function: ubiquitin conjugating enzyme binding; ubiquitin protein ligase activity; zinc ion binding. The transcript is spliced from 10 exons. Lineage: Eukaryota; Metazoa; Chordata; Actinopteri; Perciformes; Serranidae. The record is from RefSeq and is a predicted model, not a curated record. Gene Ontology annotation, cellular component: ubiquitin ligase complex; cytoplasm. Gene Ontology annotation, biological process: ubiquitin-dependent protein catabolic process; positive regulation of proteasomal ubiquitin-dependent protein catabolic process; protein polyubiquitination. The coding region runs from base 502 to 3159 and encodes 885 amino acids.
GUGAACAACAGAGGGAGCUCUGUAGGAGCUGUUGUCGUCCGUAACGGAGCGGAUAGGUGGGACCGAAGACAGAGGAAAAUAAGUGCUAGUAGCAGUGGGAAAUUAUUUCACAGCACUGCACCGGGACCACCGAUUAACUUGAAAUCGUUUUUGGAAGGCAGAACGUUUCCUUUCGUCUGUGUUACUGUCUACGGAACCAUUGUCACUAGCAACAGACGGUUCUGUUGCAUCAGUUUUGCAGAAGGUGACCCCCACCCCUUCGCCAAAAUCCGGCUGUUAGAUGUGACCACGAGGUUGAUCAGGAGAAGCCACCAUGUCUUAAACGCAGACGGGCCCUCUGGAGCCCUGUCCCCCCACCCUGGACCCCCCUCCCCCUCCCCCAUCCACCACCUUACCCCUUCUCCCAGCCCCAUCCCUCUCCCAGACCUCCCUCCACAUGUGAGGGACAGGCUACCCAGCUCUGGCUCCCCGCUGGCACAUCCCUCCCCUCCCUCCCUAGAGAUGAGCCUGCAGAAGCACCAGCAGUUGGGUGGUAGUGGUGGGGUGAUGGGCUCUGACCGGGACCUGCAGUCUACCGCCUCCUCCAUCUCUCUGCCCUCUGUGAAGAAGGCCCCCAAGAAGAGGCGCCUCUCCUUGGCUUCUCUUUUUAGAAGGCGAGGUCGGGAGCCCAAAUCAGGGCGCCAAAGGUCCAGAGAGCUCCAACACCCUGGACCUCUAGGGCUUGGAGGGGUGGAUGGCAUCGCCAGCAUUGAGAGCAUCCACUCUGAGAUGAUGUGUAAUGACAAGAACUCUGCCUUCUUCUCUGUGACUGGGACCGGAGCUGCCUCUGCUGCCGCUGCCUCCACCUCAUCUGCCUCAGGGCCUUCUUCCUCUGCCUCCUCCUCCUCCUCCUCCAAAGUGGGGAGUGGGGUGGGGGCAGAGCUGAUGGAGUGCCCGCUGUGCCUUUUGCGCCACUCCAGGGAGAGCUUCCCUGACAUCAUGACCUGUCACCACCGCUCCUGUAUCGAUUGUCUGCGCCAGUACCUGCGCAUUGAGAUCUCAGAGUCGCGUGUCAACAUCAGCUGCCCUGAGUGCUCUGAGCGCUUCAACCCUCACGACAUCCGCAUGAUCCUUGGUGACCGGGCGCUUAUGGAGAAAUACGAGGAAUUCAUGCUGAGGAGAUGGCUUGUGGCUGACCCUGAUUGUCGCUGGUGCCCUGCGCCGGACUGUGGGUAUGCAGUGAUUGCUUUCGGGUGUGCUAGCUGCCCCAAGAUCACAUGCGGCAGGGAGGGCUGUGGCACAGAGUUCUGUUACCACUGUAAGCAGUUAUGGCAUCCCAACCAGACCUGCGAUGCAGCACGACAGCAGAGAGCCCAGAGCCUCCGCCUCAGGACGGUCCGCUCAUCCUCCCUCAGCUACAGCCAAGAAAGUGGAGCUGCAGCUGAUGACAUUAAGCCAUGUCCACGCUGUGCUGCUUACAUCAUCAAGAUGAAUGAUGGAAGUUGUAACCACAUGACCUGUGCCGUCUGCGGCUGUGAGUUCUGCUGGCUCUGCAUGAAGGAGAUCUCAGACCUGCACUACCUGAGUCCAUCAGGCUGUACUUUCUGGGGGAAGAAGCCAUGGAGCAGGAAGAAGAAGAUUCUUUGGCAACUAGGAACACUUGUGGGUGCGCCCGUCGGCAUUGCGCUCAUUGCCGGAAUAGCUAUUCCUGCCAUGAUUAUUGGCAUCCCUGUAUAUGUGGGAAGGAAGAUCCAUAACCGCUAUGAAGGCAAAGAUAUCUCCAACCACAAGAGGAACCUGGUGAUCGCUGGUGGAGUGACUCUCUCAGUCAUUGUGUCUCCAGUGGUGGCUGCAGUCACUGUCGGCAUUGGAGUUCCCAUCAUGCUGGCCUACGUGUAUGGCGUGGUGCCCAUCUCGCUGUGCCGAAGUGGAGGUUGCGGCGUCUCAGCUGGGAACGGCAAAGGAGUUCGCAUAGAAUUUGAUGACGAGAAUGACAUGAAUGUUGGCAGUGGGGCAGCUGCCACUGAUACGACAUCAGUGGCAGACACUAGGAACAACCCCAGUAUAGGUGAAGGCAGUGUUGGGGGGCUGACAGGCAGCCUGAGUGCCAGUGGCAGCCACAUGGACCGUUUGGGGGCUAUCAGGGACAACCUGAGUGAGACAGCGUCCACCAUGGCCCUGGCUGGAGCCAGCAUCACUGGCAGUCUCUCUGGCAGUGCCAUGGUCAAUUACUUAAACAGGCUGGAGGUGCAGGCCGAUGUGCAGAAGGAGCGCUGCAGUCUGAGUGGUGAGUCUGGCACUGUCAGCCUGGGCACAAUCAGCGACAACGCUAGCACCAAAGCAAUGGCUGGAUCCAUUUUAAACGCCUACAUGCCCCUCGACCGAGAUGGGAACAGCAUGGAAGUCCAGGUUGACAUUGAAUCCAAACCCGGCAAACUGCGGCACCACAGUGGCAGCAGCAGCGUAGAUGACGGCAGCCAUGUUGGCCGCUGCGGCUGGACUUGCACCUCCAACGGCUGCAAUUCCUCAGAGGGCAAAGGCACCUCCACCAAGUGGGCCAAAGAGGCCUCCUGCUCCUCCUCCUCCAGCUCAGGGGGCAAAAAAAGCAAAGGCAAGCUGCGCAAGAAAGGCGGCGGGGGUACCAAGAUCAACGAGACGCGGGAGGACAUGGACGCUCAGCUGCUGGAGCAGCGCAGCACCAACUCCUCAGAAUUCGACUCUCCCUCACUGAGCGGCAGCCUGCCGUCUGUGGCUGACUCCCACUCUAGCCACUUCUCAGAGUUCAGUUGCUCCGAUCUGGAGAGCAUGAAGACGUCCUGUAGCCACGGCUCCGGCGGAGGCGACUACCACACACGCUUCGCCACAGUCAGCCCCUUACCUGAGGUGGAGAACGACCGCCUGGAGACCUGCCCCGCUUCUUCAUCCUCCUCACAAGGACACGGAGCUGUGAUCACACCCCAUUCCCCUACCUCCACCACCUCCUCCCUGGGCCACGGCGCAGAGCUCUCCCCUCUCUGCUUCAUCACAGAGGAGAAUGUCAACCUGGUGUGCCCUGCUGAGCUGGACUCUCACAGCAACACCAGAGAGCUGCUAAAAGAAACCAACAACAACCACCAACCACAACACCCAGCCCAAACCCAGCAGCAGCCCAAGAACUCCUGUAUACAGACUGACAUAUGAAAUCUCAAUACCUUAAGUGCUGCACAGAUGCUAUUUUUAGUUAACAUCUUUUCCUCCACUAAACUAACACACAGCUUACAGUUAAACCUGCAUCUUCUGUUAUUCUCUUGUAAAGGGGACAUGUUAUUUGGGGAUUUCUGUCCUUCAUGAAAAGCUACCGUGAGUAAAACAGACAUCUUUGUAUCCACUGACUGUCAGAGGGCUUGUUGGGAGUAUUAAUAGGUUUUCAAAGGGCAGCCAUGUCAGAAAUGUAAAGGUUGUGAAUGCUGGUGUUUCUCCCUGUGCGAACCACAGACUGCUGACACUUUUUUUUUUGACAGUUCACUCUCUCACCACUUGUAACAGAGACAGCCCACUGAUUUGGGCGCUGUCCUAUUGACCUGUGUAGGUUCAAAUAAAACCACUGUGCCGGCUUUGCUAGUAUUUGAUUUUGGCUCAACAAUGCGGAUGCAACACCAUGCAGGAAUCUUAAUGUUACAGCUUUCCAGAAGUGAACUCAAACAGGGACCAGGCAAUAUGAUUCACUAUUUCCUCUUUUUAUUUCCCCCAAAUAUAUUAGUGACAGAGGAACCUUAGUGUUCUUUUCUGUAUUUAUUAUUAGACUUUUUUUUGUCUUUUCCCUGGAUAUUUGUUCAGAAUUAAUCCUAUAAUGUAUAUUUAUAAGACCUGGGCUCAACAACCUACAUCAUUUUAGCACUAAAAUCAACUUGUUACACAACUGAGACUCUUCAGAUGGAUGGACACAGCUGUAGUCUCACUCUGGGAGAUGGUAUUUGACAGCUCUUUUGCUUGUUGGUAACCACAGAGUUUAGACCUGUAGCUGUGUGUGUUUUUAGUGCUAAGAUGACUGUGGAAACCCAGGUCUUGUUAGAAUCGUUGGAAAGCUUGUGAUGAUAUGUUUCGGGUGGGUGGGUAAGGGUUUGAUUUGAGAAAGGUCUCUGGAAGGCCACGGUUUUUCGAGAUAAUGCUGAAAGUCAUUAUAUUAACAUUAACCAAUGGGUUGGUCAAUUCUGUGAAAUUGUAUAAAGAAAAUGUUUUGUCCUGUUCAAAGGUGAUUUAUUCAGGCUGAUGGUCUUGCCUCACUGAGUAAAAGAGAGCUUUGAUAUCUUUCUUUGUUAACUCAUGGUGCCUUCAAGAAGCUGUUUGUGUUCUAUGUUUGUCUCUCUCCACUGUGUCUUCAAGACUCCAAACAACAACUCAUUAUAGGUUGCAGAAUGUCUGUCUGUGUAGGAGGGAUGCUCAUUCACAUACAGAACUUACUGUGGUAGACAUGGUAAAUGAAGACUUUUCAAUUGCCUACCAAAGACAGCACUCAGGCUCUUGUUAAAUCUUAUACCUUUGACUUGUCACCUGUAGACACAGUAUAGUGCAUCCUUUUUACACCAUGGGGGUAAAUGAGGACCCAGGAUUAUACAGACUUCUGUUUUGUACAUGCUUCACAAAUGCUACGCAAAUAACUGAGGCCACAGAUUGGCCCAAGGCACCUGCACUGUUACCUGUAUUUCUUAUUACAUUCAUGUUCUGCAAUGCACAAAGAUUAAUAGGGAUACAUAGGUUGGUUUUGGGUUAUCUUCCCUAUUGAUUUGUCCUGUGAUUUCUGUUCGUGUUGCCAAUCGGUGCUGCUGAGCAGACUUGAAGUCAAAUCCUGUUUUCAACACUUUGUUUCAGAGUGUUUGUUUAAGCCUGUCUUUACUGAUCAGUGGUCAGCUUUGUUGAGGCCACUGAGUCGGCUCAGGUGAACCUCUACCAGGUAGGCAUAAGCAUCUUGAAUGGUAUUUUGACCCAGGUCUGUUACUGAAUGAACACUGAGUUUGGUUUGGUGGGCGUGGCUACAUGCUGCAGUCCUCCCUGCAUUAAAGCAAAAUGUUGUUUUUGUUCUUCUUCCCUGGUAUAGUUUCUCAUUCUACAUCAAAACUCCAGUUUCUUGAUCCUAAUUUGAACACUAGUGCCAGAUAUAAUUUGUAAUUUGUGCAGAAUGGCAUAAGGUAUUUGUAUAUUUGUUUGGUAAUUUGCUUUACUAUAUGCGUGUAAAUGCAUAUCAGAAAAAUAAAAAAAAUAUAUAUGAAA